AAAAUCGCAUUAUUUUCGUCUUUUGAAAAAUAAAAAGGACAAUAAUCAUUGACGAUUAACGGAGAAAACAGUCAGAAUAUCGUGUGAGGGACGGUCGGCGUCGCCGUCACCGGCGAAUUGAAGAAUCGAGAAUAAUCUGACAUCUAAUUCGACAUGGUGGUGGUCGCGGCCGGGUCCACUACCUUCGCCAAGGAGAUGGCCAUUCGCAAACGCAUCUCCAAUAUAUUUAAUAAAAGAGAAGAUGAUUUUCCUUCGUUAAGAGAGUAUAAUGAUUACUUGGAGGAGGUGGAGGACAUGAUUGUAAAUUUGGUUGAAGGCAUAGAUGUUCCUGCCAUUGAAGCAAGGAUUUCCCAGUACCAGAAAGAAAAUUCGGAGCAGAUAAUGAAUGCCCAAGCUCGGAAGGCAGAAGAAUAUGCAGCAGCACUGGCAGCAAGCAAGGGGCAGCCUGUUAAUAAUGACUUCGAUGCGACUGGGAGUCAGAGCUCUCAAGCUGCGAUUGGUGCAGGGGGUAAUUAUGCCCCUGCAGUUGCUGGAGGUGUCAUAGCACAGCCAAUACCAAUCGCGUCGGGACAUGAGAUGCUGGGCUAUCAAUUUGAUGAUGAAGAAAUGAUGAAACUCAAAGCAGAAAGAGGUGGAAAAGCUGGAGGGUGGAGCAUUGAAUUAAGCAAGAAAAGGGCUCUUGAAGAAGCAUUUGGAAGCAUUUGGAUUUGAGUUUUAGGUAGUAUACAACUAUUGCUAGUCAGAACUUUUUUGUCUCACAUUUCAACAUUUGAGUGAUUGUUGUGAACAACCAUUUUCCUGUUUGGCAGAACUCCAGGUUUAGAGUAGUAGGUAGGGAAUGUAUAUAGUAGUGUACUCGUUGGAAUAUUAGUUGUUGGCGAAUGAUAUGGCUGAAUUAUUAAAUCGAAUGCAUGUCCUGCAGAAAUAGUUCAGUUUCGCACAA
This is a messenger RNA of Daucus carota subsp. sativus, 943 nucleotides long. RefSeq lists its product as uncharacterized. Gene Ontology annotation, biological process: regulation of transcription by RNA polymerase II; regulation of cyclin-dependent protein serine/threonine kinase activity; DNA repair. Gene Ontology annotation, cellular component: transcription factor TFIIH holo complex. The coding region runs from base 154 to 711 and encodes 185 amino acids. The transcript is spliced from 5 exons. NCBI's taxonomy places the organism in Eukaryota, Viridiplantae, Streptophyta, Magnoliopsida, Apiales, Apiaceae. The record is from RefSeq and is a predicted model, not a curated record.